UGAACCUUUGGUUGAUGUAUUGAAUUGUUUGCCUCUUUGAUUAUUCUGUCUAGUGUUUUUUUCAUGAUCACAAACGAGUAAAUGUUAUUGCGCAAGUCAUUCCCCACAAAAUUACAUUCUCACAGAAGCACGAUUUUGUGAAGUGACAUAUCUGCGCAAGUUCAAUUCCCCGAACCUACGGCUGUUUCUGUAACCACAUAGUACAUUCCGACAACACGAUAGCGAUAGAUAACUGUAACAUGCGCGCAUUAAUGUUUACAUGGUAAAUACCAAAAAAACGCUUGGGUGAUUCGUUUCAAUGCGUCAGCAAAAGACUUACGGAAGGUCGAACUGGUUAUAGCUUGUUCAAUAUGAUUGCUGACUUUCUAUAUAGUUGGGAAAUUAUUGCAUUCGUCUCGUUUCUAUUGCUGUGGAAAUUUAGUCGAUCUUUCCUAAAAAUUGAUGAGAUUAGCGGCAAGCAUGUUUUCAUUUCAGGAUGUGACAGUGGGUUUGGAAGAGCACUAGCUGAACGUCUAGACAAGAGGGGCGUUACUGUGUACGCUGGCUGUUUUUUUCAAAACUCGGUUACUGCACUCAAAAACAGUUGUUCUCCUCGCAUGAAACCAGUUGUUGUCGAUGUAACUAGCACCGAAAGCGUGCAAAACGCUGCAGAUUUCGUCAAAAAAGAUUUGGGAAACAAAGCUCUAUGGGCAGUCGUUAAUAACGCGGGAAAAGCCGGAAUCGCUGCUCCGUUUGAGUGGUUGAAAAAAGAAGAUUGUCAGCAAAUUUUAGACGUUAAUUUACUGGGAGUUUUCGAUGUUACUUUGGCAUUUCUCCCUCUAAUAAAACGUGGAAACGAAGGUAGAAUUGUCAACAUAGCUAGCAUCUAUGGAAGAAUAGGAUGGAUUGUUGGAGGUUAUGCAAUGUCAAAACAUGCAAUUGAAGCCUUUUCUGAUGGUUUAAGUGUGGAACUGAGACCAUACAAUAUCACCGUCCAUACAUUGGAACCUGGAUUUUUCCGCACCGGUUUGGUGGACAGUGUUUGUCCAAGCAUAGAAAAAAGGUGGUCGGAGUUUGACGAACAAACAAAAGAAAAGUUUGGCAAAGAUUACUGCGAUAAACGAUGUGACAGUGGGUUUGGAAGAGCACUAGCUGAACGUCUAGACAAGAAAGGCGUUACUGUGUACGCUGGCUGUUUUUUUCAAAACUCGGUUACUGCACUCAAAAACAGUUGUUCUCCUCGCAUGAAACCAGUUGUUGUCGAUGUAACUAGCACCGAAAGCGUGCAAACGCUGCAGAUUUUGUCAAAAAAGAUUUGGGAAGCAAAGGUAACUGAAAACAACGUACAUUCUCUAUGGGCAGUCGUUAACAAUGCGGGAAUAGCCGGAACCACCGUUCCGUUUGCGUGGUCGAAAAAAGAAGAUUGUCAGCAAAUUUUAGACGUUAAUUUACUGGGAGUUUUCGAUGUUACUUUGGCAUUUCUCCCUCUAAUAAAACGUGGAAACGAAGGUAGAAUUGUCAACAUAGCCAGCAUCUAUGGAAGAAUAGGAUGGGUGGUUGGAGGUUAUGCAAUGUCAAAACAUGCAAUUGAAGCCUUUUCUGAUGGUUUAAGUGUUGAACUGAGACCAUACAAUAUCACCUCAUACAUUGGAACCUGGAUAUUUUCGCACAGAUUUGGUGGCAAGUAUUCGUCCAAAAUAGAAAAAAGGUGGUCAGAACUUGACGAACAAACAAAAGAAAAGUACGGAAAUGAUUACUGCGAUAAACUUUGUGACCACACAAAGAAGUUUUUGAACACAGUAGCCUCUCCCAGAUUGGAACUUGUUGUGGAUGCAUAUGAACAUGCUUUAUUUGGCAAGUAUCCGAAUAAUCGAUACGUUGUCGGAAAUGAUGCUAAGUUUUUCUUCAUUCCAGUGUCAUGGCUACCAUUUAGUUAUCAGAUGAUGGUAAUGGAAUUUGUAGAACAUGUUAAAGGUACAGAAAGGCCCCUACCCAGAGAUGCAAUGCCGUCAUAAAUAAAGGAAAAUGUGCUGAGGAUUUUGCAAUGGAAUAAAUCAAACAUUUAACAUCAUUUCUG
This is a messenger RNA of Styela clava, 2056 nucleotides long. Lineage: Eukaryota; Metazoa; Chordata; Ascidiacea; Stolidobranchia; Styelidae. The record is from RefSeq and is a predicted model, not a curated record.